This is a messenger RNA of Nicotiana tabacum (common tobacco), 2393 nucleotides long. The record is from RefSeq and is a predicted model, not a curated record. Lineage: Eukaryota; Viridiplantae; Streptophyta; Magnoliopsida; Solanales; Solanaceae.
UUCGUUUCUAUGCCUUAAGUAAACUGGAAAAAGACUAAAAAGCAAAGACUUUAUGAGUCUUCCCCUUCAUUUCUAAUCCACUCGUUUACUUCAGUUUCUCCUUUCACACCAUCUUCUUUCCUAUUCCUAACUCCUCUACUCCAAAACCAUAAAUUCAGAACACUUAAUCUUAUUGCAGCGGCUUUUCUUAGUGCAAGAUUUCGAAUUCUAGAAAAUGCAAUCCGAAUGGGAUCAGAUUUUAAAGUUUGUAUCGGAUCGAUUUUUCGGAUCGGAUCGGAUUAUUAUGCCUCAAAGUUGCAAACUCGUAUGUAUAUUUUCUUUGUAAAAGAGCCGAAGAGAGACAAAGCUAAUUGACAUGGAGAGCAUUCAGGUUGGUGAAAGAUCUCCUGCUCAUGCAACGGCUUCCACCCAACAUAGUCUUCCAUCAAUGGAAGAGGAAGUAGUUGGUUUUGAGGAUGAUGCAGAAAGCAUAAUUCAACAAUUGACUGGAGGAACAAAGGAACUGGACAUUAUCUCGAUUGUUGGAAUGCCAGGACUCGGCAAAACCACUUUGGUUAGAAAGGUGUUUAAUCAUUUUAUUGAUAAUAAUAAUAGAUACUUUGAUGUUACAGCAUGGUGCUCUAUUUCAAAAGAAUAUAGCUCGACGAAGGUGUUCUCUGAGACUCUUAAACAAGUCGUAGGCAGUAUGAAUGGUAUAAUAGAUGAAGACAUACCUCACGAGUUGCAAAAGAGUCUAAUGCGCAAGAGAUACCUCAUCGUGUUAGACGAUAUAUGGGAAGUUAAGGCAUGGGAAGAGUUGCGAUUAUCUUUCCCACAUGGCAAAGAUGGAAGCAGAGUAGUGGUAACAACUCGAAAUGAACAAGUGGUUAGGCAGCUUAAGCUCCACAGCGAUCCAUACUUUCUUCGAUUUCUCACGGUGGAUGAGAGCUGGGAAUUACUCCAGAAGAAAGUUUUUCAAGGAGAAAUCUGUCCACAAGAGUUACUCGAAGCAGGAUUGCGAGUUGCCAAAAACUCUAAAGGAUUACCACUUGUGAUUGUCUUGAUUGCUGGAAUUAUUUCAAAGAAAAGGCAAGCCUCUUUGUGGUUUAAGGUCGCAAAUGAAUUAAGUUCCCAUGCUUUAGAAUAUCAAAGCAUGAAGAUAAUAGAAUCAAGUUACGACCAUCUGGAAGAUCAAUUAAAGGCAUGCCUUCUUUACAUGGGAUUGUUUCCAGAAGACUACAAUUUUCCGGUUUCUAUUUUGCUAAAGUUGUGGAUGGCUGAAAAUUUUGUACAGAAUUCGGACACAGAUAACUUGGAGGAAGCAUAUACAAAUUUCUUGAAUGAUCUAGCGAGCAAAAGCCUUGUAAUGGUUUCUAAAAGGAGAGAUAAUGGUGAGAUAAAGUAUUGCACUCUUCAUGAUGUAGUGCGUGAGUUUUGCUUGAGAAAACUUGCAAAAGAAAAGUAUAUGCAGGUCAUAAUCCCAUAUAAUCCAGACCAAUCUUUAGGUGCAAAGAAACCUCGAUUAUGUAUAUAUGUUCAUGACGAUCUGGCCAUGCAGUUGGCGGUGCAUGGCUAUUCAUUGGAUAAAAUUCCAGUGUUGGUGGAGUUGAGUGAAGUAGGAUCUCUUGAGUUCAUUGCUCAUCCAAAUCUCUAUAAAUGGGACCUGAGUUGGACAUAUCAUGUCCUUUUACUUGAUUGCAUUAGCCUUAUUCGGGUGCUGGAUUUGUCGAAUGUCUACUUGAGGGGAAGUUCUUGGGCUAGGGCAAUGCAAGCAGUAACUCACUUGAGGUAUCUUGCAAUUCAUACCCAAGAAUUUAGUUUCCCGUGGGUAUCACACUUACUCGAUCUGCAAACUUUGCUGGUGGGGUGGGAACCUAUGAUAGUAGGAAGUAAGAUAACCCCUGCUGGUCUUUGGAAAAUGCAGAAGCUAAGGCAUGUGGAUAUCAAGGAAAUUGAAUUCGAAUGGGAAGAGAAUGAUCGAGCAAUUUUCGAAGAAUCUUCACAAACUGUGUUACCGAACUUGAAAUCUUUCGGGAAAUGCUGUAUAUAUUUGGCUGAUAUGACUCCGGAGUUCUAGUGGAGAUUACCAAAUAUUGAACAACUCAAGUUCCUCAUUGUUGAACCGUUUGUACCUAAAUAUCAUAAGUUCCCCACACCAGAAUUUGAUAUGCCGAAUCUUGAAAAACUCCCACUUCAAUCUCUCGAAGUGGGCUUCUCAAACAUGCGAGUGAUGCAUAGCUUUGCAAUCGGAAGGGGCGAUUACUGUCUUGUUGUACACAUGCAAAAUUUAUUAAAUUUUAAUUCAAUAAACUAUCCGAACUAUAUAUAAAUAUAUUAGUCCAAAUAACUCUUAUGGGCUAAUAUAAAAAUGAAUUAAUUACAUAGGUUCAAUACAUAUGGAUUAAAUAAAUAAG